Marchantia polymorpha subsp. ruderalis is the source of this 1017-nucleotide messenger RNA. Lineage: Eukaryota; Viridiplantae; Streptophyta; Marchantiopsida; Marchantiales; Marchantiaceae. The record is from the annotation of a GenBank genome assembly.
CUUCCUCCAUUAUCGCUACAUCGCACGGGCAUCCUAUGUUCUAGUAACACGAGGAUGCUGGGGAACACUGUCAGGACGCUGUGUUGAAGCACCGGGGACAGCAAGUAGCACCAGCCCUAAGGUGGCAAAUCGUCAAAGAUUCGACAUAGAGGACAAGGUGAACCUGAAGCAGCACAACGUCAUUUCGAAGUUCGAGUCGUUAUUCUUCGUGACGAAGGAUGGCACGGAGAUUGUGUGAUUUACGUUUGUGGUGUCGCUUUCUAUCGACGUCUGCGAGUACUGCUUCCUCCGCACCUCCUGUCGGUGUCGGAUCUUCAGCGGAGGUUGGAGUCCAAGAAUUUUUGAAAGCAGUUGGAAAAGGUGUGGAGGCACAUGCCGAGAAAGUGGCUAAUGAAUAUGGAUCUUUUUCCGACUUCCUUCAGCUUCGAUCUGGCCGGCUAAAAAAACUUGGCAUUCCUUGCCAGCAGAGAAAGCUCAUAAUGUCAUAUACAGAGAAAUACAGAAGAGGAGUGUGGAGACCAAGAGCCGUCAAUGCAUGAUUGUAGAUCCACCUAAGAGUUUUGUAAGGCUUAUAUUGACCAAAAGUCUUCCUUCGCACGUGAUUGAAUUAUUUGCCCCAAAGGAAGAAAAGGUUAAUAUAUGUAGAAGAUCCUCAUAUUGCACUCAUGACUGUGUGCACACUCGCUUCUGGCGUAGUCAGGAAGCUGAAAAGCGCACGACCAUAUGCACUUCCUGGAUACUGGUGUAACUAGAACAUUGCAUUGUAUCUCGGGGGAUUGCUAUAAAUGAACUGAAAGCAUUUGCUUCAACUGCUACGGAUAGGAUACAAGUUCACUGGGUCGUAACGUAUGUCAGAGCUUCUCAGGGCAAGGAGUUUUACAUUCGCAGCCUAUGACAACAUAAUAGUUGUCGGCGGCAAAUGACUUUUUCUGUCAAGUGCUCUGAAUAAAGUCUUCACAUGAUUGUGACCAAGUCGUCAAAAGUAUAUUGGUUACCUGCACGGGAAGUUGGCUUCUC